GGCUGCUCUCUGUUCUCUCUGAACAACAGACUCUGCUGCUGAAACAUAAAAACAUGAAGGAAUGAAGACAUGAAAACUGUGACAACAUGAAGCUGGGAUCAAGAGGUCUGAACAGACAGAGGGUGAGAGACACAGACUGUCUGUAGACCAGCAAGAGAGAGAGGUGGAGGAAGAUGCUGAGACCCUGCAGACUGCUGCUGUGGGAGGUGGCUCUUAGGUUAUCUUAUCAUGUUGUUACAGCCGGUAUAUGUCUGGGGGGCUCAGACAUCUUUGCAUCGGUCAAAGAGAACAGUCCGACAGGUGAGUUUAUCUCUAACAUCAGCAUCCGUGGAUAUCCAGGAGCCAACACCGUCAAACUGUGUCUGACUGGAGACAACGCCAACUGGUUCUACUUAGAAGGUCGAACCAUCAGACUCAACACCUCGCUCUCCAGAGUCCUUGACAGAGAGGUUCAGGGAUCAGUGCUGAUAGCAGAACUGACCUGUUAUGAGGAUGAUGUCAUGCAGAGUCAGUACAGGAUCCUGGUGGAGAUUGUGAAUGAAAAUGACAACAGACCAAACUUCCUUCCGGAAACGAUUCAGCCGUUCACCAUCAGUGAGCUGACACCAGUGAACUCUGUGGUUUUCACUGUCAAGGCAGUUGAUGCAGAUGGAGACAUGAUCAGUUACAUCAUCGAUCAAUCAUCACCUGAUGCCUGGUUCUUCAGGAUCGAUCUACCAAACAGUGGAAACAUAGUCCUCAACAAACCGCUGGACUACGAGACCAGAACUCACCUGGAGCUCAUCAUCUGUGCCCAGGAGUCAAACUCUGAGGAGAAGUUCAACACGACGGCUCUUUUAACUGUGAACAUUGAGGAUGGAGACGACCAGUAUCCUCAUUUCCUGCCUUGUACACCUGUGUCUCCAGGUGUUCCUGUCUGCAUGAGCCCCACCUACACCACCAACAUCACACAGAAACACCAGGAUGUUAUUCUUGAGUUUUCUCCUGGUCCAAUCAGAGCAGAGGAUGGAGACAGAGGAAUCGACACGUCUCUGAUCUACAGCAUCCUGUCAGGUGAUGAUCAGAGCAGGUUUGUGAUCAACGACAGGACAGGUGAGCUCAGGUUAACCCGAGGUGUGGACGACCGACGACUGACACCAAACUUCACACUCAACAUCAUGGUGUGUCAGGUGGAUGACAGGCUGAAGUAUAGUGUGGCGUCAGUUCUGGUCAGAGUUCUCUAUGAGAACACGUUCCCUCCAGUUUUCAACAGAACCACCUUUAAAGGUUUCAUCAUCCAGAGCUCUAGCCCCGCCUCCAUUGUCUCCACCUAUGGGAACCAGGUGUUACAGGUCCAGGUGUCAGACCGUGACUUUUCUGAUGGCCUGAAUCCAAACAUCCACUACUCCCUCCAUCCUCUGUCUGGACUGUACCAAGUCACCCAGAGGGGGGUUCUCAUCGCCAGGACGGACCAGCUGCACGCCUUCGACAGACACAUAUUACAGGUUGUAGCCAGAGACGAAGAAUCAGGAGAAGAGGUUUCAGCUUCAGUGGACAUUGAAGUCCUGCAGAGAGGACAAGCAGUCCCUCGUGGUGCGUUCACUGAGCAGCAGAUGUUUGGAGAUGUGGACAGCAGACUGGCAGGAGGAAUAGCAGUGAUGAUCCUGCUGAUGUUUCUAUCAGCUUUUCUGUUUCUGCUGCUUCGAACAAUGAAGAGGCGACGUUUACAGAGGGACCCUGAAGAACACACAGCUGUUGCUCUGGAAAAACAUCCGAACGUGGUGAGCUCCAGCCGACCUGUUUUCUCUCUGGAUGACUCUUCCUACAACACCAGAGCUUUCAGUCGUCACUGCGAGUCUUCUUCACAGUCAGAGAGUUUACAUGGCCGACAGGGAGUCUACACCAGGAGACUCUCUCAGCUUCAUCCUCCAUCAUCAUCAUCCUCCAUCAUCAUCACUGAUCCUCCUGCUCAUCAAACACCAUGAUGUCAGACUGAUCUGCAGGUCGCUGUCAGAGUGUGGACCGUCCAGGUGUUCACAGUGAUGAUCACUACGGGGACUCCUCGACCACAUGAAAAUGGCCCAAUCAGAGGAGAUGUUACUGGAACAGGACGAUGGUCAGCAGCCAAUCAAAGAGCAGGAAAAAGUAAAUGAAUGAUGAAGAGCUAAGAGAUGUGAUGCUGACUUCCUGUUCCUGGACAGGAAGUGAUGUUGACUUCCUGUUUGGAAUGCCCAAACUGAUCGACGGAUUUUAAUUAAAACUAAAAAAUUCCAGGGAAAUUUUGAGUGCCACGGGGGCUACUGCCGGGAUGAGUACAUGAUUUAUUUCCAGUGUUCAAAAGUCACCCUGAUCAUAUUCUGGUUUUGAGAAAUGUCUUGAUAUAAAAGACUCUGAUAUAAAACAAUGUCACAUCCCUCCAUCAUGUAUUAUGUGGGAAAUAUCUCAUAUUCUGUCUUGUUUUUUUUAAUAAAACAAGAGGCAACAUGUCUUCAAACUGGCAUUUAAAGGGUUAAAAUCCUGAAAACUAAUAAUCAUUUGGCAGGUUUGAGCAGAACUGAAGUGGUUUAAGAGAUUUAUGCAAAAAAAGCAGAAAAAAAUAUUGAUAUAUGAUAAUUUUAUAGCAUUUUCUUUGUGUGUCCUUUUUUGGACGCGAGGAACCCCAGAGGGUACAAAAUGUGUUACCAGUGUAUAAUAGACCUGUAACAGUAACUGACAUUAGAUUUUAAAAAUAUGUAAAAAAAGACACUUUCUUGCAGAAAUCCAUACCUUCAGCUGUAACACAGCCAAAAUGAUCAGCAAAUCAAGAGUAGUUCUCAAGUAAAGAAAAUGUCCAAAAAAGGACAGAGGGACCCCUGAGGGUUAAUAAAUCCCAUGAACCGCUAUUUAAAUUACCGCUAUUAUGUUUUUUUCUGUGCUAAAUUUAACAUUACUGGGGAGGAGAGCAACGCGACUAGAAGUGACAGCGAGAGAGGGCUAGUAGCUUCUCCUCUCCUCUGUCUCAGCGGAGACCGUCACAACUUCAUUCACUCUUUUAACAAAACAAAACAAAAAGCAACGAAGGAAGCAGUAAAUGGACUUACAUAUUUAAGACCUAACUAAAUGUAAUUUAAGACCUAACAUGCGGCUAAUGUAAAGCUAGCAGAGCUUGGAGAGUUGGUUAUCUGGUUGCUAGGCGCACGCACACAGGUCAGGAGCUGCCGUUGCCAUGGCAAUGUGAAAAUCUGCCCAGAAUUUGGCUUCUACAUGGCUUCAAAACAACUGCAAAUUAUGAGAAAACCGUUACUUCUUUUCAUAAACCGAAAAGACCGUGCCAGACACUGAAGCCAGAAGUUUCUACAGUCUCUAUUUUAUUCAGAUAUUCCUUAAAAUGAGUGAGGAAGCUCAGUGCGAAGACAGAGAGAGAUUCUUUUGAAAAAAAAAGACGAUUACAUUAGGUGUCAAUGAGAGUGAGACAGGUAUUGCUGCCGGACUCGGCACCCCCCCGUUUAAAUUUUGUGCAGACCCUGCCUGUCAAAGUUACAUUUUAUGAAUCCCAACAACUAUGUCUACAUUUUCAGAAAGAAUUAUUUGUCUCCUUUUUACGGUUUGGCCGCGAGCUCGAGUUAAAAAAAAAAUAAAGGUUAUUUUUUACUGCUUCACGCACUCUAGCCAACUGACGCUUUCACUCUAACUUUGAAGAAAAAGUAAUUUGCACUCUUCCUUUGAGUGCUCACAGUUUGAAAAGUUUACAUGUUAUGUAAAAACAGUUCCUGUCUUUUGGAAAGAGCAGAAGUUUUCCUCCGUUUUACAGUUUGAAUCACAUUUCUACGUGCAGGUAUGAGAGAGCUGGGUGACUCAGAAAAAAGGUGCAACUUUGUAGAAAAAAGGUGGGUUUCUAAAGAAAAUUCCAAUGCAUUUCUAAUGCAUUAUUUAUUCCCAGUUUUUUGGGAAUAACUUUGGGAAAAAUUGGAAUUUUAACACCAAAAGUCAUAGCACCCCUUGCGGGAUCAAGACGCACGUUUUGAUGUAUAUAUUACCGGGGUUUUCUCAAAGCUGUGGGACAAGUUACGCGCCGAAAUUUGGCGGAAGAAUAAUAAACCCGAAACAGAAUAUUAAUAGAUGCCUCGGAGCUGAGCACCCGUGGCACUAAAUAUGUGAUGGGUAGACUGUGUGCUGUGUAGUAUAGCCCCGCCCCAGCCCAACAGGCACCAAAUUAAAACAUCAUGUUGGUCGUGUGCAACUUGAACAAAGUGUAUGAGAAUGAUAUAACGUACGCCAUCUGCAAUGCAUGACAAAUAUGAUCAUAUCGGCCGAUCUCACUCAUAGAUGAUCCUAUCGGGGGCAAAAAACAUGAUCACGGCAUCCCUACUUCCUGUCAUGUUGACUUCCUGUCUGCUGCUGUUGAUCAGUGUCUGAU
Molecule: messenger RNA, 4375 nt
Organism: Seriola aureovittata
Lineage: Eukaryota; Metazoa; Chordata; Actinopteri; Carangiformes; Carangidae
Gene: cdhr5-rs
Product: cadherin-related family member 5, related sequence
Exons: 15
Coding region: 174-1964 (596 amino acids)
Biological process (GO): adherens junction organization; cell-cell junction assembly; calcium-dependent cell-cell adhesion
Cellular component (GO): adherens junction; membrane; catenin complex
Molecular function (GO): cadherin binding; calcium ion binding
Source: RefSeq, a predicted model, not a curated record